ACUUAAAUAAACUUUUGCUAGUCUAACGGAUCUCUGUUUCAAAAAAGAAAAGGAUUAGCAAGGAUUUUUUUCACUUUUUCUUCUCUCCUAAAUCGAAACCCUAGAACAAACUACUGACAAAUUACCAUCUCAAAUUUGGGGAAAACUUUCUACUCGCAUUAAUCAGAUUUCAAGAUGGAAGAUAUGGAAAAGCUUAUUAAAGAACUAGAUGAUGCUAAAGGUAAAAUAGAGAAGCUGGAAGCUGAAUGUCAAAUCAAAGAAGAUUUAUCUGAGAGAUUAAAGAGAGCUCAUGAUGAACAAGUGGUUAAGAUUAGAGAAGCAAAUCUGGAGAUUGAUAAACAAGCUCGAGAAUUAAGUGCAAAGACUGCUGACUUCUUAGAUACCAAGCAAAUGUAUGAAGAUAUUAAGAAUAGUAUGGAUGAAAAAGAAUCUGCAGUUAAACAUUUGCGUGCUAUUAAUGAGAAACUUCGAUCUGAUUAUGAAGAGAAGUUGGAGAAAUUGGAAGGCGACACCAGAAAAUUGUUAGUUGCUUUAGAUGAGUCAAAUAUGAAGAGUGAGGAACAAGAGCAGAAGGUUAACAGUUUUAAGGAGGAGAUUGCAGGUCUUAAGGAACUCUUAAAUGUGACAAAGAAAAAGUGUUCUGAAGCUGAACAAAGGGCAAAUGGGAGUAAAGAUCUGAGAAAGAGAGAAGACAUGUGCAUCCAACUUGAAGAGGAAAAUAGCAAGUUUAAGGAUCAGCUUAAAUGGAAGACGGAGCAGUUUGAGCAUCUCCAAGAAGCGCACAACAAAAUCCAAGACGAGUUUCGGUUGAGUAAGAAGGAAUGGGCUAAGGAAAAAUCGAACCUCAUCGAUGAGAUUUCUUCAUCACAAACAAGUUUGAAUUCACAAAUUAGAAUCUCUGAAAGUCUUCAAAGUCGGUUGGAGAUGUGCAAUCAAGCUCUUGCCCACGAGGAAAGCCAAAGGAAGUUACUCGAAGUUAAACUUUCUGAAUCAAAACAGUCUUACGAGAAUGUCUUUGCAGAUUACCAAGAAGCAAAUUCUAAGGUUGACAUUCUGACAGCUCAAAGGGAUGAAGAAAUUGCAUCACUGAGAAACUCGUUGGGGACGAAACAAACUUUAUCGAAAGAGAUGGAGUUCAGAAUAGGCCAACUCGAGGAAGAAAACCUGGAGCUGCGGGGAUCUCUUAAAGAAUUUCAGGAAGCUCAGAUCCAAGAUGCCGGAGCAGCUUCUUUGCUGUUGAAGAUACGUAACAAGCUUAAAGGUUUGGAGCAAGUUCACAAGGAAUGCUCCGUGAAUUUGAAAGCUAGAGAAUCUGAAUUGGUUUUGAAAGAGAAACAAGUCCAGGACCUGCAGAUGGAGCUCGAACACACUACUUCAAAAAUAUUACAUUUGAAGCUCAAUAAUGAAGAAAUGUCUGUGUUACUUAACAAACUUGGUGGUUUGGAGCAAGUUCACAAGGAAUUUUCCGUGCAUCUGAAAUCAAGAGAAUCUGAAUUGGAUUUGAAGGAGAAACAAAUCCAGGACCUGCAGAUGGAACUAGAACAGUGCAAUAUGACGAUAUUACAACUAAAGCUCGAUAAUGAAGAAAUGUUCGUGUUACUCAUGGUGUACAAAUCAGGAUUUUCAGAUGCUCAAUCAAAUCUGUCGAACUCGAAAGCUGCAACUGAACUUUGCGACUUAGAGAAAGAAGAGCGAAUUGCUCGGCUAAUGGAGCAGUUGGAUGAGAAGAACAGCUCCCUGGAAAAAGCCUAUGCUGAAAUGGAAGAAUGUCGUCAGACUCUGACAUCACUGGAGAAGAAGAUCGAGUCAUUGAAUGCAUCAAACAUGUCGAACUCGAAAGUUGAGAUGGAACUCCACAGCAAGGAGAAAGACGAAAAAAUUGCUGAUCUGAUAGGUCAGCUGGAGGAAAAGAAGAAUUCAUUGUUGAAAGCCUAUGAUGAGAUUGAAAAGUAUCGUGACAUUGCUUCAUCAUUAGAGAAGAAGAGUGAGUUGUUGGAAGCGUCUGAGCAGAAGUAUUCCGCUAUGCAGACCGAGCUUGAGAGGUAUAAAAGGAUGCUUGAGGAAUCAACUGAGAAGUGCUGUGAUAUAACUUCAUCAUUACAAAAGAAGAUUGAGCUGUUGGAAGUAUCUGAGCAGCAGUAUUCCGCUAUCCAGAAAGAGCUUGAGAGGUAUAAAGAGAUGCUGGAGGAAUUAAAUACCGAAUUGGCUGAAAGAACCAAUGAAGAAAGUGAAGCGGAGUUCGAAUUGGAAAGAUGGAAAUCUGUAGCUGAACGGCUGCAAGUUUGCUUAGAAGAAAAUCAAGAAAUUCGAAGAGAGAUGGAAACUUCACUUCUUGCACAAAUCGAAAUUGAGCAAAUCCUUAAGCAAGAGAAGGAAAACCUUGAAGCUGCAUUGGAAGUGAAACAUUCAGAAUAUGAGAAGCUGGAAACUGAUAAAAUCCUUUUGGGUGAUGAAAUACUGAAGCUGACAUCCGAGAAGAAAGAGUUUUUGGACCUUCUCGGAGAUUUUUCUGGCCGGGUUAGUGGAUUUUCUGAUAAAGACGCAGAGCUUAUGGCAAGACUAGAGAGUACCAUGCAGAGUAUCAGCAAGGCUAAUGAACUGGUGACAGAUUUGAUUGAGAAUGAUGACAAUGAGGAGGUUUAUGACCUGAACAUAGAGAAUGUAAAUACACUUCACACUAGAUCAGCAAAGAAAGUUGAAUUUGAUCUUGAAGGAAGAUCGCCAUUGAAGGAACGUAAUAUUAGCUGCUAAAAUCUUGCAAGCUAGUAAAUAAUGCUGUUGUUCUCUUGCUUUGUUUUAGUAGCCAUGUACCAAAUGGCUCGUUAUUCGUUUUUCUGAUAUUUUCUUUCUACGCUGUGACAUGGUUUCUUGCCUAUCUGCUUAAAUAUGUAAGAAAUCAUAGUAUUAUGAUUUGUUUUGAGCUUGUAUAUUACAGAUUGAUGCAUGUAUAUGCAGAAUAUCUGUUUUUAGCAGUUUGAAUCGCAUUAACAUUGAAAUUCAUUUCAA
Messenger RNA from Papaver somniferum (opium poppy), 3006 nucleotides. RefSeq lists its product as uncharacterized. The transcript is spliced from 2 exons. Bases 175 to 2751 code for a protein of 858 amino acids. NCBI's taxonomy places the organism in Eukaryota, Viridiplantae, Streptophyta, Magnoliopsida, Ranunculales, Papaveraceae. The record is from RefSeq and is a predicted model, not a curated record.